CUGCCCUGCCUGGCGUCUCUGGGUCCAUGUCGGUAUGCUGAGUUCCACCAUUCACACUGCCAUGGGUUUCCUGCUGGCCUUGUGGCUGGCCGUGACUUCCCUUCAGCUUGCGAAGACACAAGAGGACAAGAGCUGGGUGGAGGAGGAAGACAUCUUGGUGCUGAACCAGCACAAUUUUGCCAGGGCUUUGCAGACAUAUAAGCUGCUCUUGGUGGAAUUCUACGUCCCCUGGUCAGGACAUUGCCAGGCCCUGGCCCAGGAGUUUGCCAGAGCAGCUGUGUUGCUAAAAAAGGAGGCAGGUCCCCUAGCGAGACUGGGCAAGGUGGACUGCACCCAGGAGGAGGCAUUGAGGGCAGAGUUUGGAAUCACUGGCUACCCUGUCCUCAAACUCUUCAAAGAUGGAAACCGCACCCAUCCCAUGGAUUUUCCAGAUGAGCAAGAGGCUGCAGGCAUAGUGGAGUGGCUAAAACGGAAAGCCGGGCCCAGUCUGGUGCUACUCGAAGAAGUUGAUGCAGUCGCUAGUUUUGUGAAUCUCCACAAUGUUGCGGUAGUUGGAUUCUUCCAGGAUUUGCAGGAUCCAGAUGUGGGUCUCUUUGCUGAUGUAGCCAGUGACACUCCUGAGGUAGCCUUUGCCAUCACGGACAACCUGCUGCUCUUUGAACAGUACAAUAUUACUGAGGAUACCAUUUCUCUCUUCCGGAAGGAUGAUGGCCAGCGGGUAGAUUUCUUCGCUGACACAGAGCUAGGCCUGGAUGCAAAGGACCUGGCUCAAUUCAUCUCUGUGCAGAGUCUAGACCUGGUGAUGGAGCUCACAAAUAAGAACUCCUCCAAGAUAUUUGGGGCAAAGAUCCCAAAUCAUUUGCUGCUCUUUAUCAACAAGUCAGUGGAUUCCCAGUUAAGGCUCCUGGGCCCUUUUCGAGAGGGGGCCACUGCAUUUCGGGGUCAGCCAGGGGGAGAGGAAACACAACUGGCUGUGAUGAAAAGGCCACCAGGGCAAAUAUGCACCCAUCAUCUGUGGCUGGGGGGCUUCUGUCUGAGACUACAGGUGCUUUUUGUGCUGGUGGAUGUCAAUGGGGAAGGGGCUGGCGUAUUACAGCACUUCGGUCUUAAGGUCUACGAUGCUCCCGCCCUCCGUUUCAUCAAUAUUGAGGCCAACAAAAAAUACCGGCUAACCACAGAAGGGCUCACAGCACACGGUCUCCACACCUUUUGUCAAGAGGUUUUGCAGGGGAAAAUUCAGCCCCAUCUGAUGAGCGAGGAGAUCCCCAGUGACUGGGAUAAGAAGUGGGUGAAAGUCGUGGUGGGCAAGAAUUUUGAGCAAGUUGCAUUUGAUGAAACCAAAAACGUGUUUGUGAAAUUCUAUGCCUCUUGGUGUCCCCACUCCAAGGCACUGGCCCCGGCCUGGGAAAAGUUAGGAGAGAAAUACAAAGAUCACAAGAAUAUUGUCAUUGCAGAGAUGGAUGCCACAGCCAACGAAGUGGAAGACCUGACCAUCCAUGGCUACCCAACCCUGUACUUCUUUCCCGCUGGGCCAGGCCGGCAGAUGAUUGAGUACACGGGUAGCAGAGAUACUGAGAGCUUCUCGAGAUUUCUGGAGGGAGGAGGGAAGCCCCUCUCCAACAAAGAGACUGGAGCUGCUGAGACCCUCAAAGAGCCACAGCAGGAUGGGAUGAAUCCACCAGAGACCACAGAGUCCAGGGAGGAGUUAUAAAUCCUGCUGGCUCUUCCUGAGCCUCACUUUCUACAGGAGGCCCCCACAGCAUCAUAAACAAUAUAAAGACCUUGACUGUCAAAA
Molecule: messenger RNA, 1795 nt
Organism: Crotalus tigris (Tiger rattlesnake)
Lineage: Eukaryota; Metazoa; Chordata; Lepidosauria; Squamata; Viperidae
Gene: PDIA2
Product: protein disulfide isomerase family A member 2
Exons: 11
Coding region: 35-1711 (558 amino acids)
Biological process (GO): response to endoplasmic reticulum stress; protein folding
Cellular component (GO): endoplasmic reticulum
Molecular function (GO): protein disulfide isomerase activity
Source: RefSeq, a predicted model, not a curated record